Cucurbita maxima (winter squash) is the source of this 1580-nucleotide messenger RNA. Its product is annotated as alkane hydroxylase MAH1-like. The record is from RefSeq and is a predicted model, not a curated record. Gene Ontology annotation, molecular function: monooxygenase activity; heme binding; oxidoreductase activity, acting on paired donors, with incorporation or reduction of molecular oxygen. Bases 34 to 1545 code for a protein of 503 amino acids. The transcript has 3 exons. NCBI's taxonomy places the organism in Eukaryota, Viridiplantae, Streptophyta, Magnoliopsida, Cucurbitales, Cucurbitaceae.
GUAUCAACGUCAGAGUAAUUUUGCAGAGCUCCAAUGGCUUCCACCGACUUUUCAUUAAUCGUUUUUGCGUUCUUACCAUUUGUUUUCAUAAUCAUCUCUGGAAUGUCGAGGGGAAAAUUGAGUGGGGUUGUCCCAUGGAAUUGGCCCAUCCUGGGUAUGAGGCCCACCGUAGUCGGCCAUAUCCACCGAGCCCAUGAUCGUAUAACCGAAGUCUUACACGAAGCUGGCUCUACUUUCUUCUUCAAAGGCGUUUGGUUUACAGGUCUCGACUUCUUGAUCACCGUCGACCCUUCAAACAUCCACCACAUUUUGAGUGCCAAUUUCGGAAGCUACCCAAAAGGCCCUGAUUUCAAGUACAUUUUCGACGUUUUGGGAGACGGAAUUUUCAACUCCGACUCCGAUGCUUGGAAAAUUCAACGCAUAACCGCUCAUUCCCUGUUCCGUCAUCAUAAUUUUCUCCAAUUCUUGGAGAAAAUUACGUUGCAGAAGGUGAAACAAGGGUUGAUUCCAAUACUUGAAAGUGUUUGUGAAAAUGGGUCGGUGUUGGAUUUGCAAGAUUUGUUCCAGAGAUUCUCGUUCGAUUCAACUUGUCAGCUCGUCACUGGCUUCGACCUCAACAGCUUAUCUCUUGAAUUCCCUCAAGUUCCAUUCUCAAAAGCCAUGGACGACGUAGAGGAAGUGAUUUUUCUCCGCCAUGUUUUUCCCAAAAGAUUAUGGGAAUUCCAGAAGAAAUUCCAAAUUGGACAAGCCAAGAGACUGAAACAAGCUUGGGAAAUCAUAGAUCAAACCAUCGCAAAAUUGAUAGCCGCCAAAAGACAGAGCAUGAAUCAGCUGAAAAACGAAGACCCAGAAGGGGGAAUUGAUUUAAUGUCAUCAUACAUGAAAAACAGAGAAAAUGACGACAAGAUGUUAAGAGACACGGUCUUAAAUUUCAUGCUUGCAGGCAGAGACACUGUAAGUUCAGCUCUGUCUUGGUUUUUCUUCUGUCUUGCAAACAAUCCGACAGUCGAAUCAAAGAUAAGAGAAGAGCUCGAAACAACGAUUCCAACGAGCGAAGCUCGUUGUCAAUGGCGGAUAUUCUCGAUCGAAAAGUUAGAUAAAUUAGUAUACUUCCAUGGGGCAUUAUGCGAAGCUCUUAGACUAUACCCACCAGUACCACUCCAACACAAGGUGUGUGUACAGCCCGACAUUCUUCCAUCAGGGCAUCACAUAAACCCCAAAACAAAGAUACUAUUUUCAUUAUACGCAUUGGGAAGAAUGAGCGAUGUGUGGGGGAAGGAUUGCAUGGAGUUCAAGCCAGAGCGAUGGAUAUCAGAAACAGGAAGGAUCAAGCACAUGCCGUCUUACAAAUUCUUGGCGUUCAACGCAGGGCCAAGGACUUGCUUGGGAAAGCAAGUGGCAUUCACUGAGCUCAAAAUAGUGGCAGCCGCCAUUAUCCAUAACUACGCGAUUGUUCAAGAAACAGGGCAGGCGGUUGUUCCAAGUGCUUCCGUUAUUCUUCAUAUGAAGCAUGGAUUCAAGGUCAGGGUAACAAAGAGAUGGUGACUCAAUUUUUGUUCUUCGUGUGAGGGUUGGAUUUU